UCCGUGAGAGCACGUUAUACGUUGUAUCACAGCUCUGUGGAGAUUUUCACAUUGGGACAGUGCGGAGGUAAAGCUCUGACAGUCUUGAUGAUAGUGAAAACGUGGAGAGAAAAAAAGAGUCCAUACUUUGAUUGAUACUGUGUGAGAUGUUAUAAUGACAACAAAUUAAAAACAUUUUCAUUAUAUAAAAAACCAUGUGCGCAUUCCAACAAUCAAUGACUACAUGUACCAGAAUGCACUGCAGCUGUCAGUUUCAGCAGCCGAGCAUUGUAUAGGUGCUGUAACUGGCGAGGAGUAAGCUGACAAACGGGCUGGCUUUCUUGCUUCCAGUGCUUCAAACAUGGACCAGGACAACAACUCAGAGGAUGAGUCAGUCGGCCCAUCAGAGGAUCCCUCAGAAGAGGAACUGCCUUGUCUACCUCCAGGGCUCUCGGAUGGUGAAGCAAUGGAGCUGCUUUGGCAGUUGCGAGCCCAGCGCCGCCAGUCGUCCCCUGAGCUGCCAGACACAGUGACCCGUCUCACUGCCCCUGAUGGCAGCCUCCUGUACCUGGUGGGCACUGCCCACUUCAGUGACAGCAGCAAAAAGGAUGUGGCCACGACCAUCCGCGCUGUGCAGCCAGACGUGGUGGUGGUGGAGCUGUGCCAGUACAGAGUGUCUAUGUUGAAGAUGGACGAAAAUACACUGCUGCGGGAAGCCAAAGACAUCAACCUGGAAAAGGUUCAGCAGGCCAUCAAACAGAAUGGGCUGAUGUCUGGCCUGAUGCAGAUUCUCCUGCUCAAAGUUUCAGCUCACAUCACGGAGCAACUGGGCAUGGCUCCUGGAGGAGAGUUUAGGGAGGCAUUCAAAGAGGCUGGACGGGUGCCGUUCUGUAAAUUUCACCUUGGGGACAGGCCGAUUCCUGUGACGUUCAAGAGAGCCAUUGCUGCUCUCAGUCUGUGGCAGAAGGCCCGUCUGGCAUGGGGUCUUUGCUUUCUGUCAGACCCAAUCAGUAAAGAGGACGUGGAGAAGUGCAAACAGAAGGACCUGCUGGAGCAGACCAUGUCAGAGAUGAUCGGCGAGUUUCCUGCUCUCCACCAGACCAUCGUGGCUGAAAGAGACAUCUACCUCACACACACGCUCCGCCAGGCUACACGCUGCGUGGAGUCCCCCCCUGAUGCCCAGAAAGUGCCUGCUGUGGUGGUGGGAGUUGUAGGGAUGGGCCACGUCCCUGGCAUAGAAAGAAACUGGGAGAAGCAGCUCAACAUUAAUGAAAUCAUUAGUGUUGCACCUCCCUCGCGUUUCAGCUGGGUGUUGCACACAGUCAUAAAGGGUGUCAUGAUGGGAAUGCUGGGAUACGCCUGCUACCGUGUUGGAGGGAGUUUAGGUAGAGUCGUGCUGUCCUUACCUGCGGUCCAAUCUUUACUGGAGACUCUGCGGCCACCCCCUGCUUGAACCCACUGGUCUUCUCUGAGCCAUCAGUGACGCGACCUUUUGAUCUAUUAAAACAAUGCAUCGAUCACCAGUGGCCUUAAAAACAGGAGGUGAGGCUGGAGGAAAGGUUUCACCAGCCCACACUAUGAACUAACAAGGACCUCAGGGGGUUAAAAGCCUCCCACCUCGUAUUGAUGUCCCUGUGGACACAGCAGGGCUGUACUGCCAAAGAAACCGUGACAGUACUUUUUCUUUUCUUUAAUAUUUUGUGCAAAUCCCGCAUUUUGUAAGGUUUACAAAUGCCUAUAAUUUGAAUAGAUUUACAUUUCCCCCUCCAUUUCGUUAAAUUAUGUACACUCAGAGUUUUUAUUUGUAUCAUCGGAAUCCUCUUCAGUCAUCUGCCCUGAUAUGACUUAGCCAUUUUCCAAGAGGCACACUUUUCUAAUACUCUUUCCUUAUUCCUUCCUCCUCUCUGGUGCCAACCAGCAUUUUUUGUAAUUGGCCAAUUCCAAAUCCAGCUGUUUGUCAGAGACUGGUAGAGUUGUGUACUCUACAUGCAGCCUAUGGAAUGGAAAAUAAAGUAAGUCAGUCAGUCAGUCAGUCAUAACUAUAAUUACAGUAACAAAUUACAAAAAUAUAAACCAGGAAAACUUUUCAUUUGCAUAGUUGGUGCAUGUGUAAGGUAAAUGUGAAUCUGACCAUUAUUUUCUUAAUUCUUGAAAAAUCUACUAUUUGAAAUGUAUAUUAUUCAAAAUUCACAUACAGGAUUAGCAUAAGACAAAAUAUACUUAUUUCCCACGUGCACGGUCCUGCCCACAUCAACAGACAAGUGCCUCAUAUUACAGCAGUUAAGGGCUAAUGGUGGACUGAAUGAAAUGGGGAAAAAAAUCUGUGUUAUAUGCAUCUUAUAUGUACUACAACCAAAUGGUCAAUGCAAGUUUCUAAUAUUCUGUCUUUAUGAAAUUAUAUGAUAGGCGUAUUUUAUAAAUACUGAUGCCAUCAAUAUAGACUUUCUAGUUUGUGUUUGUCUUGGCUGCAGUUGAAACGGUUCCAUGGCCCAUUCAUUUUAGUCACCAUACAUUCAACAGGGACCUGACGCCGGACGAGCUUAACUGUGCCGAAGGACGAGCAAUGCAUUAAUCUGGUGAUUUGUAUUUUAAUUUACCUCCACUAUGAGGCAUUCAUACAUAUUGGCUUGAACUAGCUCCAUCUCUAGAAUAAGGGUUCAUACAUGACACAAGAAUAUGCAUCAUAUACGGAAAGCCAUCUUUAAAAACGUCAUUCAGCACACCAGCUGUUUGUACUUUUAUGAUAUAUGCAUUAAUCGCAACAUGGGAAUGGGGAUUGAGGUGAUUAAAAAAAAAUUUCAUUAGUUUGUUUCCCUCAACUUAAGGAUUGGACUUGACUGUAAUGAUUUCUAAGAGGGAUUCCCAUGGAGGGAAAUGUGUUGACUUGUUAUGACUACUGUGAAGGAAAGUGACAGUUUAGAUUGGUCAGUGUUGGGAGGUAAAGCCUUACACUGUUAUCACUGCUGCCUUUGACCCUGAGAUUGCCUCCUAUGCUGAAGCUUGUUAUCACCAACACUGACCUGUGGCCAUAGUAUAGAGCUUCUCAUUGCACGUGUACAAAUUGGCUAGAUGACAUUUCUGGAAUUUUAUGUGGGAGAUUAUCUAAAUAAAUCCAACAGUCUGAACCAGCUAUUUACGUGGUUGCAAGGCUAUAAAUCAACAUAAAUUUCCAGGUUUUCCCAAUAUUAUUUUUAAGUGAUUUUAUGAGCAGUACACUCACAUUAUUUAGAUGUAUUCAUAAGAGAUAUGGAAGGAGUUAAUUUACUGUCUUUACUUUGUGAAAUAGGCCAAUGAACUAAUAUGGGACUUGAGUAAAUCAAGCAGUGCCAUUUCAUCUUCCAAACCUAAUUAAACCACUUGUUAUCCACACACAAAGUAACUCAGAUAACCGUCUUCCAAUUGAUACAUUAAUUAUCCUGCUUAAGUAAGAGGUAAAGACAAUGAGAAGGUUAAGCACAGGUGUAUUCGUGCCUCUCCGUCCCUCAGCAGUAUGAUGCAGUCAAACAUAACCAUUAUGUGUCUGUCACCCUCCCACAUCAUUUCCAAAUGUUUAAUCUACUGUAUGUCUGAGAAUUGCCAAGAACUGUGUGGAUGCCUGCAUUUGUUGUAAGACUUGUUUCCCCACAACCUUGUAUGGUAAUGUCAUUGUCAAAAAAAUAUUAAAUCCCAGCUUCUGUAAUGAAUCAUUAAACCAUUUUAAGUAAAAA
Messenger RNA from Micropterus dolomieu (smallmouth bass), 3686 nucleotides. It is a transcript of the gene trabd, whose product is annotated as TraB domain containing. The record is from RefSeq and is a predicted model, not a curated record. NCBI's taxonomy places the organism in Eukaryota, Metazoa, Chordata, Actinopteri, Centrarchiformes, Centrarchidae. The transcript has 10 exons. The coding region runs from base 341 to 1432 and encodes 363 amino acids.